This is a messenger RNA of Aedes albopictus (Asian tiger mosquito), 3936 nucleotides long. RefSeq lists its product as uncharacterized. NCBI's taxonomy places the organism in Eukaryota, Metazoa, Arthropoda, Insecta, Diptera, Culicidae. Gene Ontology annotation, biological process: DNA integration. The coding region runs from base 1 to 3936 and encodes 1311 amino acids. Gene Ontology annotation, molecular function: nucleic acid binding; zinc ion binding. The transcript is spliced from 2 exons. The record is from RefSeq and is a predicted model, not a curated record.
AUGCAAACCGGAGCUGCCAGAACUGCUCAAGGGGCAGCGGUUCCACCCACGUUCGCGUUCGAGCCAUUCGACAAAAACAAAACCAAAUGGUCUCGUUGGGUAAAACGAUUGGAAGGCGCUUGCGAAAUCUUUGGUAUACCUGACGACAAGAAGAAGAACAUGUUGCUCCACUACAUGGGAGCGGAAACCUACAACGUCCUUUGCGAUCAUCUUUCUCCUGAGGAACCUGAAGCUAAAACGUAUGCGGAAAUUGUUACAGCACUUGGCGACUAUUUCGACCCGGCACCAUUGGAGAUGGUGGAACUAUGGAAAUUCCGACAGCGGAUGCAACGAGAAGGUGAGUCGAUUGCGGAAUAUAUUACGGCGUUGCAACGAGAGGCGAAAUAUUGCGACUUCGGCGACUAUCUGCCCAAGGGAUUGCGUAACCAACUGGUUUUCGGAUUGAGGAGUGAUCGUACCCGGACUCGCUUGAUCGAGGAGAAGAAUUUGACGUUCGACAAAGCGAAACAAAUUGCGCUCUCCAUGGAAGCCUCGGGAGAAGCGGCAGAAGUACUCAACCGGCAGAUGCAUGAAGUAAACCUGAUGGAGAGGAGGAAGUCUCAACCGAGACGGGGAACUACGACGACACUAGGCAGCAAGGUAACUAACCCUACUAAUCAAUGUUUGUGUUUCCGUUGCGGGAGCGAGACCCACUUGGCAAACAAAUGUGAGCACAUGAACAAAAUCUGUGGACUUUGCCACAAGAAAGGUCACUUAAGGCGAGUGUGUCUGAGCUCCAACAGCGACAAUAAGCAAUCUGUUAAUGCUAACGUAAACAAGAGCAAGAAACACUCCAUGCAUCUUGUUGAAGGUGAAGAUGAGUCGGAGUCGGAUUGCUCAAACGACGAUAUGAUUCAAGUUGUUGAAGUUUGUAACCUGGACAGCGAUGUUAAAGAUUUGUCUAAAAUUUACCUCAAAGUAAUGGUAGGUGAGUCAUUGAUCAAAUUUGAGGUUGAUAGUGGAUCACCAGUAUCUCUGAUUAGCAAUGCUGACAGGACCAAGUAUUUGAAAGACGUACCAUUGCUACCGACUGACAUUGAACUACGAAGCUAUUGUGGUAAUAAAAUUGGGGUUCUGGGUGUUGUUAAUGCGGAGGUUGCUUUUGAGGGUCAAUCGAACCAGAUGCGAUUGUUUGUGGUGGAUGCUGCACGUCGUCCGUUGUUGGGUCGUGAAUGGAUGCGCACCCUACGCCUCGAUUGGAACGAGAUUAUGAGAGGGACGGUUGUAGAUGUUAACAGGAUCUCGUUGCGUACUUCCAUGCCCGGUGCCGUGAAAGGUUUGUUGGAGGAGUUCGCUUCAGUUUUCGAUGAGUCUAUUGGUAAGAUUGAUAAGAUCCACGCUUCUCUGCACCUGAAAUCUGAUUCUAAACCUAUUUUCCUCAAAGCGCGUUCCCUUCCCUUUUCCAUUCGAGACGUGGUAGAGCAGGAGAUCAACAGUUUGGUUGAGAGCGGUGUUUUGGUUAAGGUGAACAGAAGUGAGUGGGCAACACCCAUAGUACCUGUGAUGAAAUCCGAUAACAAAGUUCGGCUCUGUGGUGACUACAAGCUCACUGUUAAUAGAUGUCUACUGGUGGAUGAGUAUCCUUUGCCUACGGUCAAUGAACUGUUCUCGGACAUGGCGGGUGGGGAAAAAUUCACGAAGCUUGAUCUGGCUCAAGCUUAUUUACAGAUGAUGGUUCUUCCGGAGCACCAACCAAUGUUGACGCUUAACACACAUCUGGGACUGUAUCAGCCGACGAGACUCAUGUACGGAGUCGCCUCUGCACCUGCGAUCUACCAGAGGGAAAUUUCGCAGAUUCUUCAAGGGAUCCCUGGAGUGACGGUAUUUUUGGAUGAUGUGAAAAUCACGGGCCCUGACGACGAAACCCAUCUCUCUAGGUUGCGAGAAGUAUUGAAGAGGUUCCAUGAAUACAACAUACGUGUAAAUGUGGACAAAUGCGAAUUCUUUGCUGACAGCAUAGAAUAUUGCGGGUACAUUGUCGAUCGCCAGGGGAUACACAAGAUGCCACAGAAAGUUGACGCAAUUCAAAGGAUGCCGCGUCCAGAGAACAGAGACCAGGUGCGAGCUUUCAUGGGACUUGUAAACUACUAUGGCAGGUUUAUCAACGACCUGAGCACAAAACUGUAUCCCCUCAACAGUUUGCUGAAAGAGAAGAUGCCGUUUGCGUGGAAUGAAAGCUGUGAAAAGGCGUUCAAAUGGAUUAAGGCAGAAAUGCAAUCUGAUCGAGUAUUGGCGCACUACGAUUCUAGUGUUCCUCUGGUUUUAGCUACCGAUGCUUCGCCUUACGGAGUUGGAGCUGUGUUGAGCCACAUUUACCCUGAUGGCACGGAGCGACCCAUUCAGUAUGCUUCACAGACAUUGAACACUACUCAACAGAACUACACUCAGAUUGACAAGGAGGCUUAUGCUAUAAUUUUCGGUGUGCGAAAGUUUUACCAGUACCUAUUUGGCCGGAAAUUCACGUUGGUCACGGAUAACAAACCGGUGGUGCAAAUCUUUUCGCCGAACAAAGGACUUCCGACGAUGUCAGCGCUACGCAUGCAACAUUAUGCUGUGUUUUUGGAGUCUUUUGAUUUCGAUAUACGUUAUCGGACUUCUAAAGAUCAUGGUAAUGCGGAUGGAAUGUCACGACUGCCAAUUGGUGAUUCUGGGAACCGGAAACAAGUGGAAGAAAUCGACAUCGUGCAAAUCAAUCAAAUUGAAACGUUGCCAGUUACUGUGCAAGAGCUCGAGGAAUACACAGUUCAGGACAAAAACGUUAAGGAACUGAUUCAAGGUCUCAGAUCCGGUCGAGCGGUCGACGGUUGCUACAGGUUUGGAGUUAACCAGAACGAUUUUACGAUGCAAGGUUCAUGUUUGAUGAGGGGAAUCCGUGUGUACAUUCCACCACCUCUUCGUGGUCGCGUUCUCGACGAAUUGCAUUCUGGGCAUUUUGGAGUUUCCCGUAUGAAGUCUCUUGCGCGAUCCUACUGCUGGUGGGAGAAUAUAGACCGGGCCAUCGAAGAUUUAGCCAAAAAUUGUGUUGACUGUGCACGCACUAGAGCUGAUCCACCGAAGGUAGCAGUACACUGCUGGGAGCGACCCGUUGAACCGUUUCAAAGGGUACAUGCUGACUUUGCAGGACCGUUCCUAGGGCUAUACUUUUUGAUUAUGGUUGACGCUCACAGCAAGUGGCCGGAGGUUAAAGUGGUACCAGACAUAACGACUGAAACAACCAUCAGAACAAUGCGCGAAUUUUUCGCAAAUUUCGGAUUACCGUCGGUUUUGGUUACGGACAGAGGAACCCAGUUCACAUCUGAACAUUUUCAGCGUUUUCUCAAGAAUAAUGGCAUCAUUCAUAAGAUGGGAGCACCGUACCAUCCCGCCACCAACGGCCAAGCGGAGCGGUACGUACAAACGUUUAAGGAUAAACUCAAAGCACUCAACUGCCCACGUUCCGAGGUACAUGCGGCGCUUCAAAAGAUCUUGAUGACCUACAGAGUUACCGUCCAUCCAGCUACCGGACAGAGUCCAUCAAUGAUGGUAUUUGGGCGUCAGAUCAAAUCUAGAGUUGAUUUAAUGGUUCCGAAAAUAGGCGUCCAGAAUUCUCCUCGUGGGGAAGAUACUACGGUACGUUCAUUCUCCGUAAAUGACAGGGUGGCUGCCCGCGAUUUUCUCUCUAACGAAAGAUGGAGAUUUGGUGUGGUAGCUGAACGGAUUGGGAAGCUUCAUUACAUGGUUGAACUAGAUGAUGGUAGAAUGUGGAAACGCCACAUUGAUCAGCUGAGACCCGGAGCCAUAAAUCGACAGGAUCCCAUGACACGUGGCCCAGUGAUAAACAGCAGUCAACCCGAGCGCACCGUGGGCGUGAUCGCCGAUCAGGAAGCCAACUCGACGAGGACCGUGUUCGCGUCGUAG